GAAGCUGCGACCGUCGCGGCGGCCAGAUCCGCGUCCCGCCUCAGCGCCCAGAGGACAUGCGGGAGAGAGAAUGAGCCAGAGGGACACGCUGGUGCAUCUGUUUGCCGGAGGAUGUGGCGGUACGGUGGGAGCUAUUCUGACAUGUCCACUGGAAGUUGUAAAAACACGGCUGCAGUCAUCUUCUGUGACACUUUAUAUCUCUGAAGUUCAGCUGAACACCAUGGCUGGAGACAGUGUCAAUCGAGUAGUGUCUCCUGGACCUCUCCAUUGUCUAAAGGUGAUCUUGGAAAAAGAAGGGCCUCGUCCCCUGUUUAGAGGAUUAGGCCCCAAUUUAGUGGGGGCGGCCCCUUCCAGAGCAAUAUACUUUGCUGCUUAUUCAAACUGCAAGGAAAAGUUGAAUGGUUUAUUUGAUCCUGAUUCUACCCAGGUACACAUGAUUUCAGCUGCAAUGGCAGUGAAAGGUUUUACUGCAAUCAGAGCGACCAACCCCAUUUAGCUUAUAAAGACUCAGUUACAGCUUGAUGCAAGGAACCGUGGGGAAAAGCGAAUGGGUGCUUUUGAGUGUGUCCAUAAAGUGUAUCAGACAGAUGGACUUAGAGGAUUUUAUAGGGGCAUGUCUGCUUCAUAUGCUGGCAUAUCAGAGACUGUUAUCCAUUUUGUUAUUUAUGAAAGUAUUAAGCAAAAACUACUGGAAUAUAAGAUUGCUUCUACAAUGGAAAAUGAAGAAGAGUCUGUAAAAGAAGCAUCAGAUUUUGUGGGAAUGAUGCUAGCUGCUGCUACCUCAAAAACGUGUGCCACAACUAUAGCAUAUCUACAUGAAGUUGUAAGAACAAGACUGCGUGAGGAGGGAACAAAAUAUAGAUCCUUUUUUCAGACACUGUCUUUGCUUGUUCAAGAAGAAGGCUAUGGGUCUCUUUACCGUGGUCUGACAACUCAUCUGGUGAGACAGAUUCCAAACACAGCCAUUACGAUGGACACCUAUGAAUUAGUGGUCUACCUGCUCAAUGGAUAGCACCACCAGGCUACUGUACUAUAAAGAGGGAAGACCAAAAGAUACAGUGGACCAUGGAGUACCGAAGCCAGCUUGGUGGACAGAAGGAAAAUAGUGUGGGAACACGGAACUAUACCUAAGUGGAAGUUUGGUUGUAGGAAUUAAAGUAAUCAUAACCACAUUACUUAGUCUUUUUAGUAAUGUGAAAAAAAACCUUGGCUGCCUCCAAGAAAAAGCCUUUAGAAGCGCUCGUUCUUCAAAACUGCCAUUUUCUCUACCAUGUCCACAGGACACAGUCGGCAUUUUGUUGAUUUAUGGCA
Messenger RNA from Orcinus orca (killer whale), 1311 nucleotides. RefSeq names its product solute carrier family 25 member 36-like. Gene Ontology annotation, biological process: pyrimidine nucleotide import into mitochondrion. Gene Ontology annotation, cellular component: mitochondrion. The transcript is spliced from 2 exons. The record is from RefSeq and is a predicted model, not a curated record. Gene Ontology annotation, molecular function: pyrimidine nucleotide transmembrane transporter activity. Lineage: Eukaryota; Metazoa; Chordata; Mammalia; Artiodactyla; Delphinidae.